ACUGUUAUUAAUUUUUGGGCGCAGGAAAAACUGCUUAGCGUUAGCAUCAGGAAAGGGCGAAAAAAAGCGUGUGAGAAACAAAAAGAAAAGAAGUAGAGAAGCAGAAACUCCAAAUCCGACAUGUUCUAAAGUCUUCUCUGCUUAUAUGCAACGGGCACAGCUUUAGUAGCCACUGCGCAACACAACCGCAUCCUGAAAACGAUUUUCACAACGCCGAUCGACCCGUCACAAAUCGGAUCCAAACGAAGAUGAAUAUUUUCAGGUUAGCUGGGGACAUGACCCAUUUGGCCAGCGUCCUCGUUCUCCUCCUCAAGAUCCACACCAUCAAAUCUUGCGCCGGUGUCUCAUUGAAGACUCAAGAACUAUACUCAAUUGUUUUUGCUUCUCGCUACUUAGAUAUCUUCACUUCUUAUAUCUCUCUCUAUAAUACCAUUAUGAAGUUGAUAUUCUUGGGAAGCUCAUUUUGUAUUGUGUGGUACAUGAGAUACCAUAAAGUUGUUCGUAGAUCAUAUGACAAAGAUCAGGAUACCUUUCGGCAUUAUUUUCUCAUAUUGCCCUGCUUACUAUUGGCCCUACUUAUCAAUGAAAAAUUCACAUUUAGGGAGGUGAUGUGGACAUUUUCCCUGUAUUUGGAAGCUGUUGCUAUACUUCCUCAACUAGUACUUUUACAGAGAACUAGAAAUAUUGACAAUUUGACUGGACAAUAUGUCUUUCUUCUUGGUGCAUACAGAGCACUAUACAUUCUCAACUGGAUCUAUCGCUACUUUACUGAGCCCCACUUUGUCCACUGGAUAACAUGGAUUUCUGGUCUUGUUCAAACACUGCUCUAUGCCGAUUUCUUUUAUUACUAUUUCCAAAGCUGGAAGAACAACCAAAAGCUUCAUUUGCCAGCAUGAGCGUAUUCUUCUCAGUUAUUAAAAAACAGAUUCUAUAUGGACAGUUAACCGUGAGCAGAGAGGAUCCACAAAUUUGUCUGGACACAGUGGUUUCUGAUUUACCAUCCCUAUUUGUUCGUUAUUGCCACCUCAAAUAUUUCUGUACUAAUUACUAGGAAGAUUAUAAACAAAAUGCAUCAAAUUGUUUACAACUGUAAUCUUGCAAUUUUAACUUUAAAAAGUAUUGAGAUCCAGAUUGUGAC
Molecule: messenger RNA, 1138 nt
Organism: Abrus precatorius (Indian licorice)
Lineage: Eukaryota; Viridiplantae; Streptophyta; Magnoliopsida; Fabales; Fabaceae
Product: ER lumen protein-retaining receptor
Exons: 6
Coding region: 249-896 (215 amino acids)
Biological process (GO): endoplasmic reticulum to Golgi vesicle-mediated transport; protein retention in ER lumen
Cellular component (GO): endoplasmic reticulum; cis-Golgi network; membrane
Molecular function (GO): ER lumen protein retrieval receptor activity
Source: RefSeq, a predicted model, not a curated record